Molecule: messenger RNA, 1212 nt
Organism: Durio zibethinus
Lineage: Eukaryota; Viridiplantae; Streptophyta; Magnoliopsida; Malvales; Malvaceae
Source: RefSeq, a predicted model, not a curated record
AAAAGGAAAUAUUCAAAACCCUCCAACCCUUCUUAGCAUCUUCUUCGCCACAUUUCCCUCCCUACCAUUCUUUCAGACCACCAUUAGGGCACCCCCUGAGGGCUAAAAGAGAGACGAGCACCAGGUUAAACAUGGCGCGUCGUCUCUUUGCAUGUUUUGGGAGGGGAUCAUCUUCAUCAAAAAAUGAAGUCCAUGCACAUGGAAAAACCAAUGGAACGGUAAUUGAAGCGCCAGCAUCAUCAUCAGCUGAAGGGCCAAUCCUAGUGGAGUUGUUCUCUUCACAGGGAUGUGCUACGUCACCGGCGGCGGAGCUGCUUUUGUCCAGGCUAGGGAGAGGGGAUUUUCAGCUGGAUGCACCGGUGAUUGUGUUGGCUUAUCAUGUUGAUUACUGGGAUUACAUGGGGUGGAAAGACCCUUAUGGAUCAAGCCAAUGGACUGUGAGACAAAAGGCUUAUGUAGAGGCCUUGAGACUUGACACCAUGUUUACUCCACAGGUUGUGGUUCAAGGCAGGGCUCAGUGUGUGCCUAAUGAUGAAGAUGCUUUGCUAUCCACCAUUGCUGGUGCUCCCAGGUUUCCUGCUCCAACGUUCCAGGCAAAUUUCCAAAGGCCUACAUCAGAAACCUUGCAAGUGAACCUAACAGGAGCUUUGAGGUCUAAGGUGGACAACGAUGGUGUCAAUGUCAUGGUGGCGUUAUACGAGAACGGAUUGGUGAAUGACUGCCCUCAAGGAGAGAACAAAGGGAAAGUCCUAUCCAAUGAUUUUGUGGUUAGGAAGCUUGAGAAGCUCUGCACUGUCAAAGACAUCUCUGCUAAGAAGACAGUCUCAGGGACUGUUACUUUUUCUCUAUGGGAUGGUUUCAAUAGCAACAAAUGUGCUAUUGCUGUCUUCGUUCAAAACAGCUCCCACCAAAUUUUCGGUUCACAGAACUUUCAACUGCCAGAUGAUAUGUGAAAAAUAUUGAAUUAAUGAAGUAUUGUGUUCUGGCUACAACUUUUAGGCAAUUAUGUACAGGAUGUGUUGUGUUUAGGUAUUGAUUUCAUUUCUUUUACUUUUGUUUUCCAUUUCUUAUUUCCUGGUUUUAUGUUUUAGGAUAUGGAGAGAAACAUUUGCAUUCAUUAUAUAACACCUUUGUUCAUUAUAUUAUUGAACUAUUUGAGUCAUUACUUUCGAAUGCUAAAUGCAAAAACAAAGAGCAGUUCUUUCUUUGUAA